This is a messenger RNA of Cuscuta campestris, 1690 nucleotides long. Lineage: Eukaryota; Viridiplantae; Streptophyta; Magnoliopsida; Solanales; Convolvulaceae. The record is from the annotation of a GenBank genome assembly.
CCAACCCACCCACCCACCCACCAGGCCACUCCGUAGAUAUCUCCCCCCAACCCAAACUCCCCCAAACGCUCCGUCGUCGAUCCGACGAACUCUCUCUGGCACCAACCACGGCUGUGACCACUGCCAUACCAUGGCUUCCGUUCAAGACCAGACCACUGUCUACAACGAGGAAGACAUCGACGAUGAGGAGGAUGAAGAGAGCCUAGAUCGGCCGCGCAACGUCGUCCUUAUGGACGAUGAAGACGACGAUGAAGACGUGGAGGAUUAUUCUACUUCUUCCUCCAACCUCGCCGCUCCCGGUCCCCUCCACCUCUCUUCUGUAUCCCCUGCUACGAGGGCCCCGCCUUCUUCAGGCGACGUCACCAUCGCCGUCGCCGGCGUUAACUGCGAUCCAGUCCAUCCCAAUUUGGAUCCCCAUCGGAUCGAUACCAUUGCAGUGGCUGCGUCCUCCGUCUCAGUCUUCGAGGAGAAAAAGCCAUCAGCUGCGUUUGAUGAUUCCCGGAAGCUGUUCCAACGGCUGUGGACAGACGAGGACGAGAUCGAAUUGUUACAAGGGUUUCUGGAGUACACGACGCAGCGCGGCGCGAUUAAUUCAUCUCACCACCACGACACCACCGCUUUCUACGACCAGAUCAAGAACAAGCUGCAGCUGGAUUUCAACAAGAACCAGCUGGUCGAGAAGCUCCGGCGGUUGAAGAAGAAGUACCGUAAUAUCGUAGGUAAGAUCGGUGCCGGAAAAGAUUUCGUCUUCAAAAGCGCCCACGACCAGGCCACAUUUGAGAUCUCUACCAAGAUAUGGAGCAACGGUGGCUCUGCUGUCCGUGGUGGCUCCACAGCUGCAGCGGAUACGGGCGGCGGCGGAUUUGAAGAUGAAUACGUAAACCCCUACCCUAACCAAAAUCCCAACAUUAGCCCUAACCCUAAAUCUAAUUCGAUUGAGGCAAAAACACCUCGACCAAGAAAAAGAUCGAGGGGAGGUGCUGCGGCCGCCCUGAGAAUGGACGAAAAACAAGGGCUGAUCAGUCAGCCAUCCGCCGGAGUUAGCGUGGUAGUAACACCUACAGCAAACACCACUACAGCUACGGUUCAUCAGAUUGCCGCCACUCAGAUGCCGAGUACGAUAGAGGACACCGUCAAAAGUUGUCUCUCUCCCAUAUUCAGAGAGUUACUGAACAAUGUGACAUGUUUGAAUGGUGGAAGAUGGAGAGGGUUUGAGUUCGGAAUGGCUUCGAGUCCAUUGAGCUUCGGAGUAGGGUCUCUGAGUGCCGAAAUGGUUGCGGAUGAGAGGUGGAGGAAGCAGCAAAUGCUUGAACUGGAAGUUUAUUCAAUGAGGUUAGCGUUGGUACAGGAACACAUAAAGGCACGACUGGAUGAGCUGAGAUCAAUGGGAAGCUGAUGAUGAUGAUGAUGAUGAUGAUAAGGCGUAUUUUAAAUAAUUACCCUAAUAUACAUUAUGUGUGGUAGGUGUCUUAAGCUCAUCCAUUGUUGACCACCAUGGCUGAAAGAUUUAGUGAGGAGGCAUUCCGAGAUCUGUUCAGACAUCUUAACUGUGGCUGUUAAAUAACGCGAGUUUAAUUUGGUAUGACCGUGGCACAGCUUGUUCGAAAAGUUUAUAACUUUGUGCAGAUAGAUGAUUAACUUGUACAUGGGAGUAAAUUAAUGGACAAGAUUAUAAAGCUUGUGGGAAUAC